AUGAAAACUCAAGAGAACUUCCCCGGCCUCCCCCCCUUCCCAGACAACAUCCCAACAGCACCCCUAACCCGACUCUCCCUGUCCAAACUCCUCGCCCACGACGAAUCAGAAACAGUCCGACUAAUGCGCGCAUGCUGCGACAUUGGCUUCUUCUAUCUGGAUCUCCAAAACACAGAGCCGGGCACCACCCUCCUCUCCACAGCAGAUAAACUAUUCCAAACGGGCACCGAGCUAUUCAAGCUCCCGCUAGCCGAGAAACAGAAAUACGAUUUCAGUGCCCAAAACUCCUAUCAUGGGUAUAAAGCCCAGGGGGCAAUGAUCGCAGAUAAAGAGGGGAAUGUGGACAGAAACGAAUUCUACAAUGUUUCAAAAGACACAAUCCUAAACCUAACACCAUAUCCCUUCCCAUCCCCAACCCUCCUCUCCACCCCCUCAUCCCACAACAAUCUGAAGACCUUCAUCGAAACCUCCCACUCCAUUACCAUUCUCAUUCUCACCCUCCUAAACAAAACCCUCGGUCUCCCCCCGUCCACCCUCCCAAAUCUCCACCAUUUACACUCCACAAGCAGCGACCAAGUCCGCUUCAUCAGAGCCCCGCCCCAACCACCACAGGACAGCCGCACAGCAAUGGGCGAACAUACCGACUUCGGCAGCGUGACUGUCCUCUUUAACCGGUUGGGCGGGUUACAGGUUCUUCCUGCAGGUGAAGACGCGGAGUGGACGUAUGUUAGGCCGUUGCCGGGCCAUGCGAUUGUGAAUCUGGGGGAUGCGUUGGUAAAGUUUACGAAUGGGCUGUUGAGGUCGAAUAUUCAUCGGGUUGUGGCGCCGCCCGGGGAGCAGAUGGGGUGGACAAGGUAUAGUCUUGUUUAUUUUGCGAGGCCGGGGGAUGAGGUUGUGCUGCGGAGGCUGGAGGGGUCGGAUUGUAUUCCUCUCCCUCAGGAGGAGGAAGAGGAAGAGAUUAGUAGUAAGGAGUGGGUUUUGAGGAGGGCGUUGGGGAGGAGGAGCGGCUUGGAAAGUGCGGAUUAUGAGAAGUCUGCUGGGACGGAGAUGAUGAGUCGGAGGAUUAGGGUUUGA
Messenger RNA from Aspergillus pseudotamarii, 1074 nucleotides. RefSeq names its product putative oxidoreductase, 2OG-Fe(II) oxygenase family. The transcript is spliced from 2 exons. NCBI's taxonomy places the organism in Eukaryota, Fungi, Ascomycota, Eurotiomycetes, Eurotiales, Aspergillaceae. The record is from RefSeq and is a predicted model, not a curated record. Gene Ontology annotation, molecular function: dioxygenase activity. The coding region runs from base 1 to 1074 and encodes 357 amino acids.